GCUGCGUGAGGAGGUGGCCCAGCUGCAGGAAGAGGUGCACCUGUUGCGGCAGAUGAAGGACAUGUUGAGUAAGGACCUGGAGGAGACCCAGGGCCAGGGAGGCUGCUCCUCCCACCUCCUCUCUGACACUGAGCUCCGCGUGCAGAUGGGAGACAAGGAGCAGGAGCUGGACCGCGUCAAGGAGGCCUUACAAGCUAUGAAGUCUGACCGUAAGCGUCUUGAAGGAUGGAAGAAGGCAGACCUGGGGAACCAAAUGCAGCAGCUGUACACCACACUGGAGAGCCGGGAGGAGCAGCUCCGAGACUUCAUACGCAACUACCGACCACACCGAAAGGAGAGUGAGGAUGCAGUGAAGGCCCUGGCUAAGGAGAAGGACGUGCUGGAGAGGGAGAAAUGGGAUCUGAGGAGGCAGACCAAAGAGGCCACAGAGCAGGCCUGCAUCCUGCGCUCUCACAUGGACAUUAAGGAGAACCGCAUCAAAGAGCUGGAGGCUGAACUCACCAUGGCAAAACAGUCCCUGGCCACGCUGACUAAGGACGUGCCGAAGCGCCAGUCCUUGGCCAUGCCCUCAGAGCCGGUGGUGAACGGCAGUCAGGAGUGGGCGAUGCAGGGAGACCUGCCCCUCACCGCUGCCAUCCGCCAGAGCCAACAAACACUCUACCACGGACACACUGUGGACCGCCAGGCGGUGGUCAGGGUCAGUCCCUGUCACUCCCGCCAGCCCUCUACCAUCUCGGACGCGUCAGCAGCUGAUGGGGAUCGGUCGUCCACCCCCAGUGACAUCAACUCCCCCCGCCAUCGGACACACUCCCUCUGUAAUUCUAUGGAGGACCUGGAGGACCAGAAGCGUAAGACUAAGAAGAAGGAGAAGAUGUGUCUGGGCUCCCUCUCCCGGGUGUUUGCUCGGGGCAAGCAGCGCAAGUCAAUGGACCCGGGCCUGUUUGAUGGUACAUCCAUCCCUGAUUAUUACAUAGAGGAGGAUGCCGACUGGUGAUGGUGUGUGUGGAUUUAUGUGUGGUUGUGUGCAUGCGGAUGUGCGUGUCUGUCUCUGUCUCUCUCUGUGCGUGUGUGUGUGUGUUUGACCAUGUGCAUGCGUGCGGGUGUGUUGCCGUAUGUGCCCACAAGAAAAACCUGAGACAACUGCUGCCCCCAGAAAAUGUAUAUUAUCCUCAAAAAUGUAUGUAUGUAAAUUAAAUAUAUAUUUAUAGAUGUACAUGUAUGCAUAUGUAUAUAUGUUUACAUGCAUAUAAAUAUAUACAUGAGAUAAUUAUGUGUGGACAUGUUCAUGCUAUGUAAUCUUUUAUUUAUCUUAAUAUAUAUGUGUUUUUUAUAAGUGGAGACAUGAAGGACUGGUGUGAAUAUGUUAAUAGUAGUAAAUCGGCACCUAGUGUUUGUAAAUGUCUUUUGUCUAUCAACUGUUUUUAUAGUUGCUUAUAUCAUACUUUUUUUAUUUAGAAUUUUCCCAUCCCCACUUAGUUGGCCAAUUCUUUAUAUUCUCAUGAAGAUAUGAAUGAGGAAUACCCUCCACAUUGUGAAUGGAGAAGAAGCACACUAGUAUAACCCAUGAUGUUAUCCACGAACAGAAGAACACUGGACCCGUGGUAUCAUUUAGUGAUCAACAUUGAAGUCUAUGGAAAGACCAUGUUUCUUAUAGUGAAACUGAAAGAAAAUGAUAAGAAUAUGACAAUCAGAAGGACAUUUGAUAUUCCGGUUAACAAUGGACAAGAAACAUCCCACUGUACAGCAACAGUAAGGAGUUUGUGACACUGUAGUGUAGAACAAGUGAAACUGCUACAGCUGGGGGGAGCCGGCCUUAUUGCUUAUUCUGUCAUAAUGGAUAAAAGGGGAGGAACAACACAUUUAAAUAGCUCAUUGGGCAGCAUCAACAAAAAGGAUAGCCUUAUAGAGGAUGAUGCUGUGAGUACCAGAGUGUCUGAUGUGAAUAGUGUGCUUUGUAUAGAUACAUGUUUAGGAGAAUAGGAAUGUUAGAUCGGUAGAGGAUUGAUAUGUGCUUGUUUGUGUAGGCCUCCCGCUCUGUUCUACCCAUGCUGAAUGUUUCUGAUAGACACUGACCGUUACAAUCGGAUCAAUUGUUAAAGAAUUAUGGUACCCUGCCAGGCCUGUAGAUGUGUUAAAUCGAUCCAUAUGCAUUUCUCAGACUGAAAGCUGAAAACCAAAAUAAGGUUUCAAAAACAAUGGUAGUAAAAAAGUAGAAAACACACAAAUGUAUCAAUGUAUUUGAUACACACACACGGUUUGAAAGCAUUUUAAAGUGCCAAAGGUUCAAGUUAAAUCUUUAACAAAACAAAGUCAGAGUAGAUGUGUGUCACUGCCUUGUAAGAUCGCUUUUGUCCUUAUUGAGUUUAAAAUGGACAACUAUCUAACGUGACAACGGUAAGCAUAGGACUGUGCAGUAAAACCCCUGCAUGAUUACCUCUGCUGCUUUGGUUAGGAAUCCAUUAGUUAGCAGUGAAAUGAGCAACCUCAAGCAUCCUCAUAUUCCCUAAACUCCAAAACAUAACCCGUUCCCAUUUUCAUUCUCUUGCAUCAUUCUGGAUGCAAUGACCGUUUUUGUUUUGCUCUUUACCAUACAACCCUCCUAAUUUCUUACAUUUGUGAUUAUGAUGAUAAUUUGUUUCAUGUUUUGUAAUUUAGGAGAUGUUGCAUAAAAGAGAAAAUCUUUCAAAGUAUUUUAUUUAAAGAACAAGAAGUAACUUCAAGGGUAAGAUAACCUGACCUGUCUUCAAAUGUUGGCAGAGGAUGAGGAGCUUUAACAUCUUCAAAAAUGAAUAUGAUAAAUGAUUCAAAUAAAAUCAUAUUUUAAAAUUAAACCAGCAACUAAAUAAC
Salvelinus sp. IW2-2015 is the source of this 2847-nucleotide messenger RNA. NCBI's taxonomy places the organism in Eukaryota, Metazoa, Chordata, Actinopteri, Salmoniformes, Salmonidae. The record is from RefSeq and is a predicted model, not a curated record.